This is a messenger RNA of Micropterus salmoides (largemouth bass), 4408 nucleotides long. RefSeq names its product connector enhancer of kinase suppressor of ras 2-like. Gene Ontology annotation, biological process: regulation of signal transduction. The record is from RefSeq and is a predicted model, not a curated record. The transcript is spliced from 22 exons. Gene Ontology annotation, molecular function: protein binding. Gene Ontology annotation, cellular component: cytoplasm; membrane. NCBI's taxonomy places the organism in Eukaryota, Metazoa, Chordata, Actinopteri, Centrarchiformes, Centrarchidae. Bases 436 to 3297 code for a protein of 953 amino acids.
CUUCCCAGACACCAGUAAGAAGUGAUCAGUCUGUGCGUUGUUCUCCUCUGCUCUGGAUGGUGGGCUACUGGGAUGUAUUUUGGAAGGGGGGUCGGGCAGCAGCGACCCACCAGCAUCACCGCCACUGAGCCUGACAUGAAUGACAAGUAAAAGAGGUCUUUCACGCGAGCAAAUAGCACAGGAAUGUGCACAAGUCUGCUGGGCUCCACUCGGGCUUCUCUAAUCGACAUUUUGGACCUUUUGGACCUACCCCGGUUUGUUUGUAAACACCACGCUGAGAAUUAAGAGAGCCCUUGAUUUGUAUUUUGUUGCACAGAUUUUUAAUUGCAUUCUUUGUUUAUUUUUUCUUUUCUUUUUAAUUUCUGAGGGGCGAGUGGGUUUGUUGGGAGGUUUUUUUUUUUCUUUUGUCAAGCCUGAACAAGACAAACUUCUCCCAUGGCACUGGUUAUGGAGCCCGUGAGCAAGUGGAGCUCCAGUCAAGUGGUUGACUGGAUGAAAGGCCUGGACGACUGCCUGCAGCAGUACAUCAAGACCUUCGAGAGGGAGAAAGUAGGGGGGGACCAGCUGCUGCGUAUCACCCACCAAGAGCUGGAGGAUUUGGGAGUGUCCAGAAUCGGCCACCAGGAGCUCAUACUGGAGGCUGUGGACUUACUCUGUGCUCUGAAUUACGGGCUGGAGACUGAGAAUCUGAAGACUCUUUCUCAUAAGCUCAAUGCAUCUGCCAAGAACCUACAGAACUUCAUCACAGGCAGGCGGCGCAGCGGCCAUUACGAUGGCCGAGCCACCCGCAAGCUGCCCAAUGAUUUUCUUACCUCUGUGGUGGACCUGAUCGCUGCUGCCAAAAGCCUUCUGGCGUGGCUGGACAGGUGCUCUUUCUUUUUCAGGUCUCCAUUUGCUGCAGUGGCAGAUUACUCCGUGACGAGAAACAGCGUGAUCCAGCUGUGUCUGGAGCUCACUACAAUUGUACAGCAGGACUGCUCUGUGUACGAAACAGAAAACAAAAUCCUGCAUGUGUGUAAAACUCUCUCUGGAGUGUGUGACCACAUUAUCUCUCUGUCCUCGGAUCCCAUGGUGUCCCAGGCUGCACAUUUGGAGGUUGUGCAACUAGCCAACAUAAAAUCCACUGAAGGACUGGGCAUGUAUAUCAAAUCAACAUAUGACGGUUUGCAUGUAAUCACCGGGACAACAGAAGGAUCCCUGGCUGACCGCUGUAAGAAAAUCCAUGCUGGAGACGAAGUCAUUCAGGUCAAUCUUCAGACAGUGGUGGGCUGGCAACUGAAGAACUUGGUGAACUUGCUGCGGGGGGACCCUGCUGGUGUCACCCUGACUCUGAAGAAACGCCCACAGAGUACGCUCACCUCCACCCCUGCACUGCUCAAGAACAUGCGAUGGAAACCGUUGGCUCUGCAACCAAUCUUCCCUCAGAGCCCCACCAGCAGUGUCGCCACGCCCACCAGCACUUUAAGUACGCCAUCUAGGAGGAGUAGCUGUGCCCUGCAGGACCUCUACAUCCCCCCUCCUCCACCAGAACCCUACACCCCCAGAGAUGACAAGGGAAGUCUGCCGGGUGACGAUCCUCAAGCGGACGUCCAUGUUGCCGAGGGAUCCGAGUCACCAAACUCCUACCUGGACCAGGAGUGUCGGGGGCGAUUUCCUCUGGUGGAGGAAGAUUCUAUACUAUACUGUUACGAGUAUGACCAGAACCAAGAGGUGUCCUCAGUCCGCAGGGGGAGCACUCCCACCUAUGGCAGGCUCAGGCCCAUCUCAAUGCCGGUGGAAUACAACUGGGUGGGAGACAACGAAGACCUGGCCAAGCUGAAGAGAGAGAGCAGGAGAGAGAAUUCCCUGCUGCGCUUUGCGAGUGAAGAUAAAGCCCCGGGGGAGGACUUCCUGCUAGGACGCAGCCUGAGUCAGAACAGGAGGAAAACUGAGCGAGGAGGCAGCCCCACUCAUUACACACUCGUCCCCGCCCUCCAGAUGGAAGUCUCCCUGUCCACAUCCAGCUCUGACUCUGCCUCCCUGUACCAUGUGUUUGAACGAUCCUCACUGCUGUCAAGGUCAAAGAAGAAGAGCAAAGCUGGAAGUCCCAUGUCUUCAAUCAGCAAGCGGCGGAUUUCCUGCAGGGACUUGGGUCAGGGGGACUGUGAGGGCUGGCUGUGGAAAAAGAAGGAUGCUAAAACCUAUUUCUCACAGAAGUGGAAGAAGUACUGGUUCAUCCUGAAAGACACGUGCCUCUAUUGGUACAUGAAUGAGGAGGAUGAGAAGGCUGAGGGCUUUGUCAGCCUCCCAGAGUUCAAGAUUGAUCGUGCCACUGAAUGCAGAAGGAAGUUUGCUUUCAAGGCUUGCCAUCCGAAGAUAAAGACCUUCUACUUUGCCGCGGAAAAUGUAGACGACAUGUCCCGGUGGCUGAGUCGUCUCAGCAUGGCAGUGGCAGGCUACUCUGAGCAAGAGAAAAUUCGCCGUGACCAAGAUUACUGGAGUGAGAGCGAUCAUGAGGACAUGGAAAUGCCCCCGAGGCCCAAACAAGACAGUCCACCACCACCUUAUGACACCUUUCCCAGAGCGUCCUCCGUGAGUCCCUACCUGGAACCGAAACGUGGCCAUCUCUCCUCCUCCGACACAUUCCAGUCCCGCUCCUCUCAUGAGGAGUUCCACUCUGAGCCUCAGGACGGCAGCAGCAGCAACAACGGCGUCUCCUCCGGAAAGACGACCAGCCACCGAAAUUCAUGGCAUGAUCAGAUGGAGAGCAGCACGAGGAUGCACUAUCUCCAGACAUUUCCCGUGGAGGAGACCCUGCUGUCUGCGGACAGAGACCACCUGGCGAUGGAGUACCGGAGGCAGUCUACCCUGCCUGCACAGCGCAGCCUGCUGCAAGAACAGUACAGAGCCCUGCCUCUGCCCCUCAGGGCCAGUAUUGAGUCAGAAGGGGGAGGGAAACCACGCAGCUUCACGCUACCCAGAGACAGCGGGCUACAUGCUAUCCUGGCCGCCACCGCUGCUGAUCAGAGAGAGCCCCAGCACUACCAGCUGGACCGGGCCGGAGACACUGGCCAUGGACGGGACUGCAGGAUGCAGGCAGACUCUCUGGGAGAUUUGUACCGGGCUCUGGAGCAGACCAGUCUGUCCACCUCAGCUGAUCACAGAUCAGCCAGCCGCCUGGAGUACAAGCGCUCAUUUGUCCGCCGAGUGAAUGACCCGCUGCUCAAUGACAAGCUUCAUCGUCUCCGGAUCCUCCAUAGUUCACUUAAGAAUGUCCCUUUUCAAGACACAAACCGGUCAUUGGGUUUUUUAGGGUGAAGAUUGGUGUGUUGAUUAAAUCUCAAAUGUAUUGCCUAUGCCUGUGCUUCACACAGCCGGCAUCCCUCUGCUAGAGAUAAAAGGCACCAAAAACCUUCUUUUACCUGCUCAGCUCUACACCUUCUUCCCUGCUGCUGCUCCUUCAACCUCGCUCACCGUCCAGGAGCACAAAGACUUGGUGUCCGUUCCCGUCCAGUCUCUCUCUUUACAAGAUGAGGGUUGUUUCAAAUGGUGAAUAAAGAUGCUUGGCUUGAUAUAAUAACUCGUAGACUCACAGGGUUUACGACAUGUAAGCACUUUGCAUCUGUGUCCAAAACUUGUCAGAGAGCUUUGUAGUUCAUCGCUCACAUGCAUGGCCACCUCCCCUUGCUUCUGUUUAAUCGUUUUGAACAUUACCACUGGAGUUGUGUACAGCCGCUCAGUAAGGAUGACUGAGGCAUUAAAAGCAAAGCUAUUUUGGAUGUACACAACAUUUUAUUAUGCAUGUGUGUAUGAUUAAAGGGUAUGUUUGUUCUACGAGUGUACAGGGUGUUAAGUAUAUAUACAUAUAUAUAUUUAAUAUUACGUUACUUCAAUAACAGUGACUACACAAUGUUUUGGGGUACUUAUACAAAUUGUAAAUCAAGUGCUGUGCCUCAGUGAUUGUGAAUGUACAUUGUACUUUUCCAAGAGAGACGAGAGAAGAUAUAGAAAGCUAUUCCUCAAAACAGGGGCACAAGAAUUUAACGCUUGGCAAUAAUGAACUAGUAUUGUAAAUUACAAAGGAAUGAUCAGAGUAGUUGUCUAUUUUUGUAUGCAUGCUGUCAACCUAAUUGUUUGUAAAACAGUUUUGUAUUUCUAAGUGCGUUUGACAGAGUCCCGGUGUCGACCCUCCCACCGCUAAGUUGUGUUUUUAAGACUUAUUUUUUGCCCCAGAAUACUGCAGACAUUGCAGGUGUUACCACAAAAAGAGGAAUAACUGUAUUUAUUAAGUGUUUAAUGUACAAGCAUGCUUUGCAUCACUAAAACACAUUACCAUGCCAUUGGAAAUUGACUGACAUUGCACAAGUGUGCCACAUUGUAGCUAAAGUACUUUUUUAUUGAAUAAAGGAUGGCAUGGGAACAUGUAAAA